Molecule: messenger RNA, 10657 nt
Organism: Salarias fasciatus (jewelled blenny)
Lineage: Eukaryota; Metazoa; Chordata; Actinopteri; Blenniiformes; Blenniidae
Gene: ralgapa1
Product: Ral GTPase activating protein catalytic subunit alpha 1
Exons: 46
Coding region: 361-8730 (2789 amino acids)
Biological process (GO): regulation of small GTPase mediated signal transduction; positive regulation of GTPase activity
Cellular component (GO): cytoplasm; nucleus
Molecular function (GO): GTPase activator activity
Source: RefSeq, a predicted model, not a curated record
UUGAGUUUUCCCUCCUCCCUCCUCCGCCAUGAUGUUUUAGCGGAGCAGUUUUUAGCCUUUAGCCGUCAGAGGGCUGUUGUGGAAAGGGAGGUGCGAUGGAUGGAUGCGUUGCCCCGCUACGCUGUACAUAUUUGUGUUAGGCUUAUCCAGAAUGCGGGUUUUCACCGCCGGAUCCUCUCGGCGCCGUUGCGGAACGCUGCUGAUUCGCAGCGCGGCGUAAAUCAAUGAUAAAUCAGUGACGCCUUUUUUUUCUUCUUGGUUAUAGUUUAAAGAUUAAGGCUAGCUGGGCUAUUUAAGUGGCUACGCGGCUAGCUCCUCCUUGCUCUCUACCAUCGCAUUCUUGUGUCUCCUGCCUCAGGAAUGUUCUCCAAAAAGCCUCAUGGGGACGUUAAAAAAUCAACACAGAAAGUGUUGGACCCAAAGAAGGACGUGCUGACCAGGCUCAAACACCUCAGGAUAGUCAUAGAAAAUGCUGAACCUGCAGAGCUGAAGCAAUUCUUCGACCUGAACUACUCCCAUAUCUACUAUGUCUUCUUUGAGAACUUUGUCACCAUUGAGGUCAGCCUCAAGCAAAAAGGUCAUAAGUCUCAGAGGGAGGAGCUGGAUUCAAUCCUCUUCAUUUUUGAGAAAAUUCUCCAACUCCUACCAGAGAGAAUCCAGAGCCGAUGGCAGUUCCACAGCAUCGGGCUCAUCCUCAAGAAGCUGUUGCACACUGGGAACUCCUUAAAGAUCCGCCGUGAAGGCGUGCGUUUAUUCCUGCUGUGGAUGCAGGCCUUACAGAGCAACGCCGAGCGCGAGCAGCUCUGCAUGUUCGCCUGUCUGAUUCCCGGCUUUCCGGCUCCAAUCUGCCACGGGACCCCGCGCACUCUCGACAGCUUGAUCAACCCGCCGCUGAGUCUGACUGAGACUCAGGUCACCCCCGAAGAGAUCACUCCACUUGUUCCCCCUCAGUCAGGUGACAAAAACCAGGAAGAUCUGACUGCCUACUUCCUGGAAGCUCUGUUGAAAUACAUGGUAAACCAGGCAAAGUCUCUGGAGUGGCGCUGUAAAGAGAACCAUGAGCGUGGUUUCAGCUUCCUCUUCGGUCACUUCAGGAAGUUUUAUCUUCCUCACAUCUUCCCCAACUUCGCCAUGGAAACCAGUCUCUACAGUCCCAUGCUGGAUGUGCCUCCGAUGCGGCCGAAGCCGUACUACAGCGUGGUGCGCCGAGAGCAGGACGGCGGGGAGACGGUGUACUGCACCAAGGAGAGCUUCCUUCAAGCCCGAGUCAUCUUCAUCCGGUGGCUGGUGUCCUUCUGGCUGGAGCCACGGCCAAACACACAAACACACAUCCCAGGCACGGAGGGAGAGAACGUCCCCAAGAACAUACAGCGAGCAGCAGCCGGUCUGGCAGCUCGCUCCACAGGCAGCUCGGAGGACAGCGGAGGAAGCGGCAUUCGCUCCGAUAGCCACCUGGAUGCCAGCAGUGGCUCCUCCGGGCCGAUGGGGAGCAGCAUGGGACUCCCCGGGGGCCCCGGGUGUCCGGGUGAGCCUGAGCAAAGCCACUCCAAUACGUCCACACUGACUGAGCGGGAGCCCAGCUCCUCCUCGCUCUGCUCCAUGGACGAAGAGCAGCUGACAGACAUGGAGGUGGUGAGGAGAGUGCUGACCUGCUCCAGAACCAACGUCAACUUCAUCACAGAGAUCUUCAGACAGGCUUUUCUUCUGCCCAUGUGUGAGGCAGCAGCCAUGCGCAAAGUGGUACGUGUUUACCAGGAGUGGAUCUCCAUGGAGGACAAGCCAGUGUUUAUGAAGGAACCAGAGGAGGGUCCCUAUCCUAUAGCUUCUGCCAGCAGUAUGGAGACAGGCUCCCAACUGGGGGACAAAGAAGACGAGGGAUCAAACAGAGUGACUGACAGUGAAAUGCUGGAGUACAGCGUUCAUGCUGGAGUUCAAACUACAUUACAGGUGUUCAUCACCCACUCCUCCAACGUUUUCCUCCUGGAACCAGCCAACGACAUCAAGAUCCUUCUGGAGGAGCACGUCGACAUGUGCAAGCGAGUCCUGAACAUCUACCGCAGCCUUGUCAUGCACGAGACCAUGGACCAGAAAACCUGGGAGCAGAUCUUAUUGGUUCUGCUGAGGGUCACAGAGUCUGUGAUGAAAAGGCCUCCUUCCAUUAUGCCUCCGGGCAAGAAGAACAACACACUGUCAGGCCGGCUGGCUGGUCCCAUCUUUCAGACUCUGAUAGUAGCUUGGAUCAAAGGGAACUUGAACGUCUACAUUAGCAGGGAAUUGUGGGACGACCUCCUCUCUGUCCUCUCCUCCCUCACCUGCUGGGAAGAACUGGUCACCGAGUGGUCGCUCACCAUGGAGACACUCACAAAGGUUUUGGCGAGGAAUCUUUACACAGUGGAUCUGAACGAGCUGCCUCUGGACAAACUCAGUGAACAAAAACAGAAGAAACACAAAGGCAAAGGAAUCGGCUCGGAGGGCCAACGGCAGGUUGUGGAUCGUUCCUUCUCUAAAGGCUGGAGCAGGGACCAGCCAGGCCAGGCAGCAGCCAUGAGGCAGCGCAGCGCCACCACUGCCGGCUCACCGGGCAUCGAGAAAGCCCGGAGCAUCGUCCGCCAGAAGACUGUGGCCCUGCGUAGCUGCUCUACGGGGGACUCUCUGCUGUCCUCAGCCUUUAUCCGCAGCGCUAAGAGUGCCCCCGCUCUGGCGCCGCCUAUUCCUGUCCUCCUCCACCAUCACCACCCUUUACUCCCCCCUCUUGCCGACCAGCUGGCAGACCUCGAGGACCCGCCCAUCUCGCUGACAUCCCGCAGCUCGCGGAUGCGCCACUCGUCCCAGAGCGACGAGGCGCCUCCCACGUCCUGCUCCGAGGUUUUCCAGGGAGUAGCCUGUGACCUUGACACCCCGGCCCCAUCCUCCCUCGCGCGGAGCAGCAGCGCCUCCGACAUCAUGGAGCCUUUCAUCGCCGAGAGGGUCAAAGGUGACGACCCCAAGAGGGAUCCUGCUACGAUCCCCAACCCUUCCCACCAGCACCACUCCACAACUCCUUCCUUACUCGCAGCCAACAACCACGCAGCUCCACCACUCUCACAACCCCUCACCUCCCCUUCUCCCACCUCUUUAACUUUCCCCAAUGGUGUUGUCUCCGCCUCAGAGGGACAGGAUGACGGUCAUGUUUACGACCAGUUCUGGGAGCAGGUCGGCUCUCGGUGCCGAGGCUCCAGCUCUGAUUGGGUAACCGACUGGGACUCUGCCUUCACCGCCUCAUCUGAAAAGGUUACAGAUGAGGGUGAAGUUGGGGCCGGAGCAGAGGAGGAUGAUUUGUUCUCUUCCAUCAGGGAUUAUCUCACUCAAAAAGGAGGUGAAAGGAAGGAGGAGUCCGGAGAGAGAGACGGUUCCGGUAAUGUGUUAGAAAGCAGCGUUACCCAGCCUGCUGUGGUGCAAACAGAGGGAGCGAAAACACGAUUAGAGAGCACAUCACAGGCGUCUGAGGUGAAACAGGCAGCGAGAGAGGACAGACACGUAAGUAAACCAGUUAGACAUAGCAGUGUGGAUUCCACUGAGGAGACUGAAGCAGAUCAGAGGAGUAUCUAUGAGUGCCUGGAGUUGCAGUGUCAGUGGCCGUCUCCCAGUGUUAAAGGGAGCACCAGCAUAGAGAGAAAUGCUGAUGAAAAAAGGAUAGGGGAGGGUUCUGGGAAGACAGCUGAGUGGGAAGGAAAAGGUGACAUAUGGAGUGAAAUAGGAGAAGAAAAGCACAAUGAGAAAGCAGCAGGAAAUGAUUGUUUGAGCUUAAUUAAACAAGAAACAAACGCAGUAGAGACGAGCACUCAAAUAGCUUCCCAUACGUCAGACUCAGCGAAAAACAAGACGUCCCGCAGCGGUGCCAAGAGGCAUCACUCCGGGGGCGUCCACGUCAGCUUCCGGCCCUCCACUGAGUCCGUCCAAUUCCACAAUCCUCUGGAGAACAAGGAGGCCCACUGGAAGGCCAGACUGCGCAGGCUCAGUCACUUCCACACACACAGCCACUCGGCCGGGGAGAGGCUGGGGGGCGGAGCCGGGGCGGGGUCAGGAGGGAGGCUCGGCGCAGGCGGUGCAGGUAAGUUUGCCUCUGUGCCCGGAAUUAGCCACAGAAGUGGAGUGCAUGAGAAGUCCUCGUCGGGGACUGUUGAGGAACGCGGCGCGACGGGAGGCGGAGGCCUGGACAGCAGGGCUGGGACUGGAGGGGACAACAGCAGACUUCACCCCGGGUCCUGUGUGGGACCCGGCCUCGGCCCCGACGCUCAUUCGGAGAUUCCCUCGGCUAGCUCGGCUUCCUCGGGAGUGCGCGGACGUCUGGGGCGUUCCGCCCUGCGAUCCCGAGUGUCCCGCUCGCGCUCCCAGGAACCAGGCAGCACCGCCUCCCGCCACCACCAGGGGGCUCUUCUCGGUGGCGUUUAUAAGACUGUGGUCCACGCUCUGUCCUCCAAACCACGCCCCCGAGGCCAGGGGUCAUCCCAAGGCUCGUCGCCACAGCGGCACGGCCGGGCGGCCAUGGGCGACGCGUCGUUACGGGAUCUCUACUCCCACGUCCUGGGCUACUUUGGACGAAAGACGACGACGCCAGCCAACAAAGAGGAAGUGGUCCAGAAGGCCCGCCCGGUCUCCACCGAUGUCGGAAGCAGCAACCCAAACUUCUCCGACCUCAUGGAUGAGUUUAUUCAGGAGAGACUGAGGGCCAAAGGAACUGUGGGCCGUCGUGGCAGCAGCCCAGGGAGUUUGGAGGUUCCCAGGGACCUGCCCGAGCUCCUGGAGGCCGGUCAGAGUCCCGGGUCACGACCCUCGGAUGACCCUCGGCCCAUCGACGACCCGGGCGUCCCCUCCGAGUGGACGUCGCCUGCCAGCGCCAGCGGUUCUGAUGUCAUCAGCUCUGACAGCCAAUCAGACUCCUUCAACGCCUUCCAGUACUCCACCUGCAAGUUUGACAAUUUUACUUUCAGUUCUGAAGCGAGUGGUGGUGGAGCUGGAUCUGGAGGAGGCGGCCGAGGGAGCUCACUGGACCAGGACAGCCUGGGUGGGGGCGUGGCCUCUGAGGAACAUGAAGUAGCCAGUUUGACAACACUUCAUAUUGACUCGGAAACGAGCAGCCUCAGCCACACUGUCACCGUCACUGGUUCAGAGAGCGCGUCGCCCAUGCAUUCCCUCGGUGGUUCCCGGUCUCAGACACCCUCACCUGCCACGCUGACAGCAGAUCACGCCGAUCACACACACUCCCAUUCACACACGCACUUGCAGCUGGACCAGAAACUCCACAACUCCGUUCUCCAGACCCCUGAUGAUCUGGAAACCAGCGAGUUCCCUAGUGAGGACUGCAGCGUGAUGGCAGGCGGCUCCCUGACAGGAUGGCAUGCGGACGUUGCCACGGUGAUGUGGCGGCGGAUGUUGGGUAUUCUGGGGGACGUCAACAGCAUCAAGGACCCUGAGAUCCACGCUCAGGUCUUCGACUACCUGUGCGAACUGUGGCAGAACCUGGCGAAGAUCAGGGAUAAUUUGGGCAUUUCUCUGGACAACCAGUCGUCUCCUCCACCCCCUGUUCUGAUCCCUCCUCUCAGAAUCCUCACUCCCUGGCUUUUCAAGGCCACCAUGCUGACAGAGCGUUACAAGCAAGGAAAGCUUCAUGCCUACAAGCUGAUCUGCAGGAUCAUGAAGAGAAGACAGGAUGUCUCUCCCAACUCCGACUUCCUCACCCACUUCUACAACAUCAUGCACCAGGGACUGCUGCAUCAAGACCAGGACAUUGUGAACACUAUCAUCAAACACUGCAGCCCCAGAUUCUUCAGUAUUGGUUUACCAGGAGCCACCAUGUUGAUUCUGGACUUCAUCAUCGCAGCUUCUCGAGUCACUGCCUGCUCGUCACUUAAUGCUCCACGAGUGGAAGCGCAGAUCCUUCUUGGAUCUCUGGUGUGUUUUCCCAACUUGUACGGGGAGCUUCCCGCUCUCCACCCGACCACUGCUGACGUAGUGCUGAGCAAGUUCCCCGAUGUCAAGGAGCACAUCAUCAAAACCAUCCUGACCUCCGCCAGGGAUGAACCGUCUGCUCCUGCUCGGUGUGUGGCUCUGUGCAGCCUGGGGAUCUGGCUGUGUGAGGAGUUGGCUCGCGGGACUCAGCAUCCGCAGAUUAAAGAUGCUCUCAAUGUCAUCUGUGUCACCUUGAAGUACCCCAAUAAGAAUGUCGCACUGGUGGCGUCGGACAUCCUUCACCUCCUGAUCAGUUAUGUGGAUCAUCUGCAGAAAUUUCCCCCUGACACUCCGAAGAAGAUCGUAGAGAUCCUGAUUGCGACCAUCACUCACUUGCUGCCCACCACUGAAUCGUCUCCACAUGAGCUGGAUAAAAGGCUGGUGGUUUCCUUGUUGUUAUGUCUUUUGGACUGGGUGAUGGCACUCCCACCAAACACUCUUCUUCAGCCUGUACAAACGCGGAGCCCGCCGGAGAGAGACCAGCCCACUAAAACCCUGCUCAGCUGCAUAUACAAGGUGUUACAUGGCUGUGUUUACGGAGCGCAGUCUUUCGCCAGUCCCAAGUAUUACCCGCUGCAGUUGUCGGACUUGUUGGGUCCGGACUACGACCCGUUCCUGCCGCUGGAGAGCCUUCGGGAACCGGAACCGCUGCACAGCCCCGACUCGGAACGCUCCAGCAAACUGCAGCCGGUCACUGAAGUUCGUAGCCGCAUUCAGCAGGGCCUGGUUUCCAUCGCAGCCAGAACAGUAAUCACCCACCUGGUCAACCAUCUUGGGCACUAUCCCAUGUCCGGGGGGCCUGCGACUCUGUCCAGUCAGGUCUGCGAGAACCAAGACAACCCGUUCUGCGAGAGCGCAGACCUUGGACCAGAACUGUUCCACUCUCCGAACCUGCAGUUCCUGGUUCUGAACGGCUCCACGCUGCUCUCAGUGCUGCAGAUCCGAUCGGAGUCUGGUGUGCCGGGAGGCGGAAUGACAGCCGGUCUGUCCUCCGCUCCUACCUGCGUUCGUGUCAUCAUCCGAGACGUGGCCGGGAAACACUCGUGGGACUCAGCGGUGCUUUACGGGCCUCCGCUGUGCUCCCCGAGCAGUCCGCCGCACGCGCUCCUGACGCACACGCAGCCGCCUCACACCGCGGCUCUGCAGUUACGCACCCCACCGGGAGGUCCGCCGAAAAAGAUGGAGGCAAAGCGGGAUGAUUGCGAGGAAGACGGGCAGGGAGAGAGGGGGGCAGCAGACGGGGCAGGAAGCGGGAUGGAGGGGGAGAAGCAGGAGCUGCAGGGAGAGGGGGAUGAGGAGGAGGAGGAGGAGGCAGAGGAGAGGAAGGCCGGCGAGGGGGAGAAGGAUGGGCUGGGAGACGAAGACGAGUACGAGCAGCAGCGGCAGGAGGAGGAGAGGAACGAGCAGCGGACCGACGGGGGGGUGGACGCUGGGGAGUCGGGCUUGGAGCAGCUUCUUGCUCCACCAUUGGCUAAGCGAGUGUGUCGAGAGGCGGUGCCAGCGUGGGAUUCACUGAGGGAAGGAGACGACGCGCUGGAUGAAAUGCUGCAGUACCUGGGAUACUCCAGUCCCGAGUGUCUACAGAGGGCCGGUAUGCCGCUCAACAUCCCCGCUCCUCCUCCGGCGUGCGUCUCAGAGAAGCAGGAGAACGACGUGAUCAAUGCCAUCCUGAAGCAGAGCGCCGCAGAGCGAGAGUUUGUCCUCCAUAGAGGCGAGGAGUUGAACAUGAGGGCAGUGCAACAGGCCGAACCAGAAACCCAGACGCCACAGUCGGCCUUCUACUACAGCAGACUUCUGAUCAACAUACUGGGACUCAACUCCUGGGAGAAGAGGAGCAACUUCCAUCUGCUGAGAAAGAACGAAAAGCUGCUCAGAGAGCUGAAGAAUCUGGACUCACGGCAGUGCCGCGAGACUCACAAGAUUGCUGUAUUUUACGUGGCUGAAGGUCAAGAAGACAAACACUCCAUACUAACAAACACAGCUGGCAGCCAGGCGUACGAGGAUUUUGUUUCUGGACUUGGCUGGGAGGUGGACCUCACCACCCACUGUGGCUUCAUGGGAGGCCUUCAGAGAAACCGCAGCACCGGCCAAACCACGCCGUACUACGCCACUUCCACCACUGAGGUCAUCUACCACGUCUCCACGCGCAUGCCCCACGACCAGGACCACAACCUCACCAAGAAGCUCAGACACCUGGGAAAUGACGAAGUCCACAUCGUUUGGUCGGAACAUUCCAGAGACUACCGCCGAGGGAUCAUUCCCACCGAGUUCGGGGACGUGCUGAUCAUCAUCUACCCCAUGAAGAACCACAUGUACUCCAUCCACAUACUCAAGAAACCAGAGGUGCCGUUCUUUGGUCCACUUUUUGACGGCGCCAUAGUGGACAUGAAGAUUUUGCCCACCAUGGUUCGGGCCACAGCCAUCAAUGCGAGCCGAGCUCUGAAGUCUCUGAUUCCCCUGUACCAGAACUUUUAUGAGGAGCGGGCUCGGUACCUCGAAACCAUCGUGCAGCACCACCAGGAGCCGACGACGUUUGAGGAUUAUGCGGCUCGGGUCUACAGCCCCGCCCCCUGCACCCACCUGCCCUCGGACACAGGCUCCUGCCUCGAGAUUCUUCGGGGAGAAAGUCCGGCUCUUGGGGAGGCCGGGAGCGACUCGGCGUCCCCCAUGUCUCCUCGGACUAGCAAGAGCCGCAUGUCCAUGAAGCUGCGGCGCUCCUCCGGAUCGGCCAAUAAGACCUGAGCUGUCGGCCUUCAACGGGACAUCUCAUAUCAGAUUAGUGUGGAAAAUAAAUCUAUACAUAAAAGCACUUGAUGUCCCUCCCAUCAGCCAAUCAGAGGCGGCCACUCCUCAGAACACUCCUCCAGGCCAAAUUGGGUCUUUAAUUAUCUUUCAAAAUGAAAUGGGGAUGUUAACAGAACUACAAGUGAAUAUAUAUGUAACAUAUCCCGAUAUGGCUCCCAGCUCUGCAGCUCUCUGAUUGGCCGCUGGGCUUUCACGCAUGAAAAACGCCCCUGAAAAUAUCUGCAUUGUAAACUUCUGUGGAUUGAUAUACUGUAACUUCACUCACAUCGGUUGUAUAUAUCUCCAGCUUUGCAUCAGAUAUCCACAGCAGUGCAGUAUUAGUCCCUAACACUGUGUGCCAUGAUGCAAAGUGCACAGAUGCCACUUGUAACUGCAGAAAGCUUCGGCGUGCCGCCUCACAUGUUGCUUCCAGAGACGAGACUGACAAACAGAGAGAAGCAGAUGCGUUGUAUAUUUGUACUGUAGUCUGUGUGUGUUUGUACAGAGAAACGGGAGGAAGGUGCCGCACGCAGAAAGCAAAGUCUAUUUUUGUUCUUAGCGCAGCACAGGCCUCAAGAGCUUUUUUGUUUAGUCCUCGUGACAUGUAAAUACAAAUUUAAAGAAGGUAAAAGGACGUCUUUGUGGACGCGGUGGCCAAAAAAAUGUUUCCAGGAAAGUGUUAGAACCAGGGUGGAUGUUGUUUUACAAAAUGAGACAGAGGACAGAGCUUUGUUGUGCAUUAACCGGACAGAGAUCAAAGAAGAAGCCCUUGUUUCAGGUUAUUCAGUUUUCUUGCUCAUGCUGCAAAAAACGAGGACAAGCACUGAUGCUCGAUGCAUUUGUUUUCUCUUUUUUUUUCCUUUUAAAAAUGGGCUGUAAAAUUGUUUCAACUUGAACAAGAAUGAUCAAUGCUGUAUUUGUCAUCCCUCUGUCAUCUGAGGCAAGAAGCCUCGGCCACUCUUAGUUCUCGCGGUCAUAUAUAUAUUCUGUAUGUCUAUAUAUGUAUGAGCAAAAUGUAUAUAUAUAGUAGAUACCCGAAUAUCUAUAUGGAUGUGUACAGUGUGAGGAGGGUUGCUGUGUAUAUACGGUUCUGUGAGAAUAGCUGCCAAAGCCAAACUGUGUGUAAACUUAACACCAUGUAUUUACUACAAAUAGGGCAACACUACAACAUUUCUUCCUCUCCCGCACUUCAUUCUCCACAAACUGUAACAUAAUUUCACUGUUUUGUGUUCAGUGUGCCGAGAGUCGUGUACGCUGAACUGCACCCCACAGACAAACGCGAAGCAGUUUGAGGUUUGUGAUGCCUUCAGACCUUACAGCUGCCUAUGAGGGCCGCAUGCAAGAAAUAUUUAUAGUCUUUGUGUUUUGAGAUGAAGGAAAAAUGUUAAAUUGUCAGGAAUGAAAGUUUUAAGUCUCUAAUAAAAAGACAAAAAUUGGAAUAAAUUUCAAUAAACACUAAAAUGUUGACAUUGUGACAGUUGAAGGAGUAAAGGUGAAAUGUUGACCUGAAAAAGGAAAAUAGAUCUGACCUUUAAAGGAAAAGUGUUAACAAUAAAAGAAAGCAUUUAGGAAAGAACUUUGAUGUUACAUUUAAGGUGUAAAAUAAGUACAAAAGUAAAAAAUGAAACCGAAACAUCAAAAGUAAUUAAAACAUUUGUGGAGUUAAAUUAGAGAAAUUACUCUCAGUUGUUGACAUUAGAGACAAAAUGUCAAGAAUAAGCAUAGUUUAUUGUAAAAUGUCAGGAAUAUACAGAACAUUAAGAGAAAAACUUUGGUAGAGUAAUAACUACACAAAGGAAAAAAUGUAGACUUUGCAACAAAAAAAAAAGAUAUGGUAAAAUAACAGAGGUCAAAUUUUAUAACUUUAAUGUCAAAUUCUCAAGAC